This is a messenger RNA of Penaeus monodon (black tiger shrimp), 2375 nucleotides long. RefSeq lists its product as uncharacterized. The record is from RefSeq and is a predicted model, not a curated record. The coding region runs from base 278 to 784 and encodes 168 amino acids. Lineage: Eukaryota; Metazoa; Arthropoda; Malacostraca; Decapoda; Penaeidae. The transcript is spliced from 3 exons.
CUUUUCGCUUUGCAUCCCUCUAUUAACGUGACUUUGUAUGGAUGGAAGUUCCGCGUGCGAUAUGAAGUAUUCUUGUGUUUUAAAUCGUUUCCGAGGGAGUUGGUAGCGUUCGUAGGUCCCAGGAGUGGAGUGUUUUUAAUUCAUUUGUUUUAUAUUUUGGAAUUACCGACGUUUACCUCUUCUUCCAUGACGGGAAAUUACACCCAGAAUUAUUAUUCCAUAUUCCUAUUUCUCAAUUGCUUCGUGUGAUCGGUUGCAGUCGCGUUGCAAGAAAGCCAUGGAUUGCGAAUCGCUGGUUCCAGAUGCGGAUUCGGAGGCGGGAGAUGAGGAGAUGGAGGUGCAGCCUCAGAAGCGCGGCGUCCCCUCAGGCAAGGAGGAACUCGAGGAGUGGAUGGCGGCCGAAAAUUUCUCCCGCCUUCCCGCCCCACGCGGACAAGAGGCUUUCUUUAAGUUCCUACGAGGCGGUUCUUAUGACGAGCGUGUGGGUAUCACCGACGUCCCCGUGACUGCCUAUGGUAUGGACAACGCGGCUCGAGGCUACCAGUUCUGGCUCAAAACAGAGGGCGUUAACCUGAAGAGUCUGUUUGAAACAUACAUCGUUGAGGAGGACACCAAGCUCGACGAAGCCACCGAACCCUAUGGUGAAUUGGAGAAGAAGAAAGAGAAAGCAGGCGAGGUGGACGACUAUGUCAAAGUAUUGAAGGCAAAAAUCAAAGUCCCAUUAGAUGAUAAAUAUAAGUUAUUCAAAGAUUUCCUAGAAGAGGAGGCCAAGAAGCUGAAAUAGCACUAACUUUUGUGUUUUAGUUUUAGUUUUUUUUUUUAUGGGUAUGCUUAGCUGUUUUGAUAUGAUUUAUGGAAGUGAACGAUUUUAUUUUUUUCUUGCUGUGCUGGCCGUGUUGAAACAAGUGUGAGUGUUAAGUCCAGCAUGUCUAGUGAUUCUCUGAAAAUGAUUUUUAUGAUUUUUUCUCUCCAAGCCUGGACCACCAAGUUCUUGGCUUGGAUGUAUGGCUGAACUAAUAUGAACAAAAUAAUUUUAAGGUAAACAUAGGAUAUCCAUUACUGUUGUGGAGGCAGUGCAAUGUCAACUUGAAGAGGAAGAACUAUACAUUCCAGUUAUGGCGAUUGAUGUGAGUGUUUGUCUCUCACAGCAGAUACAGUGAGCCAUUCCUUAACACAUUCCUGUUGAUUCCAUGUUGUCUUUUAUCAGUUUUAUUUUCUCAAAUAUUGUACUUAGCCUGUUAAGAAUGGAUAUGUGUCACAAAAUUUAAUCUCUUAGGAGGUUUGUAUUGUUAUACAAACAUAUGUACCAACUGUAAAUGGUGAAGGAGGCAAUGUCCUCAAUGUUGUGAGGAUUUUUGACUUUAAAUCUCUUCUUAUACAUGAUAGGUAAUUACUGUACAUUGAUAUACAAUUAACAGAAUAUUUAUGCCUGCCUCCAAAAGGUAAAAAUCCUUUUUCUUAUACUUGUCACAUAUUGUGACACAUUCAGAUUAAUGAAAUUUUAAAAUCUCUGGUACAUGUUCCACAAACAUUUUGGGAUAAUUUUUGUGUUUUUAAACUACUGUAGGUGAACAGAGUGUAAAGUUUUGUAUUAGUUGGUGUUGUUAAAUAUAUCCAGAAGUUAACACAUAGAUUAAUAGGUUCAUACUUUUGUUGCUUCUGUGUAAGGUCACAUUUGAAAAGUCUUCAUUCACUCUGUAUUUAUAGGAUUUUUAAAAACAGUUUUACUAUGAGAACUCAUGGCAAUAGUUUAAAUAUUGUACAUGAAGUUAAUAUCUUUUAUAUUUUGUUAUACUGUACAUUAUACAAAGAUAUUUAGAUUUCUUUCUAGGGCAUAUUGGUUGGUUGUAACUGUGUAAUUUAAUUUGUUGCGUAGGAUAUCAGUAAAAUCGGGAAUGUUGUGAUAAAAAUACCAUUCUCAAGAUAGUGGAACACAGAUUAAGUGCAAUUGAAAGUACCAUAAGUAGAAAAUAUAAGAGGAAAUAUUCUUGCCGGCUAAAAGGGCUUGAUAAUUUAAUAGUAUAUAAGGCCUGUCCUGGUACUUAAGAGAGGAAAAGAUUGUUUCCCCCCGCCUUUUCUUUUCUUUUUUUUGCGUAAAAAUGUCUUUGUCUAUGAAAUAUUUUUUGUAUGUGGUUUUGUUUUGUUUUUCUCUACAUUAUUUUGAUUUAAAUAUUUUUGUUACUUUGUUUUACUAUUGUAUUUUUUUUUUUUUUUUUUUUUUCUUGUUACAGAUUUAAGGAUUGCAAUAUUUGUUGAUUGUUAUGCCAGCAUUAUUAUUUAUGAAGAAAAUGUAUGGUGCUAAUGUAGAUAACAAAGAAAUGUUUUCUUUUGUACUUUAUGAGCUGUUUCUGAAUAGACCACCGUGAUUUUUUUUA